Messenger RNA from Ricinus communis (castor bean), 2965 nucleotides. Its product is annotated as probable inactive serine/threonine-protein kinase scy1. NCBI's taxonomy places the organism in Eukaryota, Viridiplantae, Streptophyta, Magnoliopsida, Malpighiales, Euphorbiaceae. The record is from RefSeq and is a predicted model, not a curated record. Gene Ontology annotation, molecular function: protein kinase activity; ATP binding. The coding region runs from base 207 to 2603 and encodes 798 amino acids. The transcript has 21 exons. Gene Ontology annotation, biological process: protein phosphorylation.
AGAAAAAAGAAAAACUCAACCCAACCCAACUCGUACUGGAAAAAACGUCCAUACAGAAAGUAGCCCAAAAGUAGGCCUACAGUUGUUAAAACUAAAAGUGGUAAAACAAUUGAGAUCGAAUCGAGCAGUCGAAUCAAAAGCUUGUCUUCCAAUUUCCAUAUUGGAGAUCGGCAAUUCCACAGCAUAGAAGAAGCAGAAGAAGAAAGAUGUUAAAAUUCUUGAAGGGAGUAGUUGGUGGAUCUGGAACAGGAGUGAAAGAUCUUCCUUACAACAUCGGCGAACCUUACCCUUCUGCUUGGGGCUCCUGGACUCAUCAUCGCGGCACCUCCAAAGAUGAUGGAUCUCCAGUCUCAGUUUUUUCUCUUUCUGGAAGUAAUGCUCAGGAUGGACAUUUAGCAGCAGGCCGUAAUGGUGUCAAGCGUCUUCGCACUGUUAGGCAUCCGAAUAUUCUAUCAUUUCUACACAGUACUGAGGUUGAAACUUUUGAUGGUUCUACCUCAAAGGUCACUAUUUAUAUGGUGACUGAGCCUGUUAUGCCAUUAUCUGAAAAGAUCAAGGAGCUGGGUUUAGAAGGCACACAAAGGGAUGAGUAUUAUGCUUGGGGGCUCCACCAGAUAGCUAAAGCUGUGAGCUUUCUAAAUAAUGAUUGCAAACUUGUUCAUGGUAAUGUCUGCAUGGCCAGUAUUGUUGUCACACCAACUCUAGAUUGGAAGCUGCAUGCUUUUGAUGUUCUAUCCGAAUUUGAUGGGAAUAAUGAAACUGCAACUGGUCCUAUGCUGCAAUAUGAAUGGCUUAUUGGAACACAAUACAAACCGAUGGAGUUAGUUAAGUCUGACUGGGUUUCCAUCAGAAAAUCUCCAACUUGGGCCAUUGAUUCUUGGGGUUUGGGUUGUUUUAUUUAUGAACUCUUUUCUGGAAUGAAGUUAGGGAAAACAGAGGAGCUUCGCAACACUGGUUCUAUUCCAAAGUCGCUGCUUCAGGAUUACCAGCGGCUACUAAGCUCUAUGCCCUCUCGCAGGAUGAAUACCUCAAAGCUUAUAGAAAACGGUGAAUACUUUCAAAAUAAGUUGGUCGACACUAUACAUUUCAUGGAAAUUCUUACUUUGAAAGACAGUGUUGAGAAGGAUACCUUUUUCCGCAAACUUCCAAAUUUAGCAGAGCAGCUACCUCGCCAAAUUGUGCUGAAAAAGCUGCUUCCUCUAUUAGCUUCUUCCCUCGAAUUUGGUUCUGCUGCUGCCCCUGCUUUGACUGCAUUGUUGAAAAUGGGUUCUUGGCUUUCGGCUGAAGAAUUUAGUGCUAAGGUAUUGCCAACAAUAGUGAAGCUGUUUGCCUCAAAUGACCGUGCCAUUCGAGUCAGUCUUUUGCAGCAUAUAGAUCAAUAUGGAGAGUCAUUAUCAGCACAAGUUGUUGAUGAGCAAGUCUAUCCUCAUGUCGCUACUGGGUUUUCUGAUACAUCUGCUUUUCUCCGUGAAUUGACCCUGAAAUCGAUGCUUGUUUUGGCACCCAAGCUUUCUCAACGUACCAUUUCAGGCACCUUGUUGAAGUAUCUUUCGAAGUUACAGGUUGAUGAAGAGCCUGCCAUUAGAACAAACACCACCAUAUUACUUGGGAAUAUUGCUAGCUUCCUGAAUGAAGGGACAAGGAAGAGAGUGCUUAUUAAUGCUUUUACAGUCCGUGCAUUGCGUGAUACAUUUUCUCCUGCCAGAGGAGCAGGAAUAAUGGCUUUGUGUGCCACGAGUUCUUAUUAUGACAUCAAUGAGAUUGCAACUCGAAUUCUUCCAAAUGUUGUUGUUCUUACCAUUGAUGGUGACAGCGAUGUUCGAUCAAAAGCAUUUCAGGCUGUUGAACAAUUCCUGCAAAUAGUCAAGCAGUAUCAUGAAAAGACAAAUGCAGGAGAUACCAGUGCAGCUACAACUCUGGGGAUUUCAUCAAUUCCAGGAAAUGCAAGUUUACUCGGGUGGGCCAUGAGCUCCUUGACUCUGAAGGGCAAACCAUCUGAACAAGCCUCACUUGCUCCUGUAAAUUCUGAUGCACCUUUAAUUUCUACAGCCUCCAAUGCCAGUUCAGUAUUAGAUACUCCAAGUGCAGCACCGAUCCGUGUAAAUUCGAGCACGGACUUUGCUGAUCAACCAGUACCGGGCUCUCCUACCUCAACAGAUGGCUGGGGAGAAAUUGAAAAUGGAACUCAGGAAGAGCAUGAUAGCGACAAAGAUGGGUGGGAUGAUAUUGAACCCCUUGAAGAGCCAAAGCCCUCUCCAGCUCUUGCUAACAUUCAAGCUGCUCAAAAGCGGCCUGUCUCACAACCAGUUUCACAGCCAAGACAACAAGGUCUACGACCUAAAAAUGCAGUAAAGGUGACAAAGGAUGAAGAUGAUGAUUUGUGGGGUUCCAUAGCUGCCCCUGCUCCAAAAACAACAUCAAAACCUUUGAAUGUUAGAGCAGCCUCAGCAGCUGAUGAUGAUGAUCCCUGGGCUGCAAUCGCUGCUCCUCCACCUACUACAAAAGCCAAACCAUUAUCAGCUGGAAGAGGCCGGGGAACUAAACCUGCUGCUCUAAAGUUAGGUGCACAAAGGAUAAACCGGACAUCCUCAUCUGGGAUGUAAUUUAGUGAGAGAGAACUUAAAGAAGACAAGGGAAAAAAAUCUGUAAAUGUUUUUUUCUUUUCUUUUGUGGUGAGUGGUACUUCACAUUAAUACAGUGGAGUUCCUUUUGCCUCGAGUUGUAUCUGCUACUUUCUCCCAAUAUAGUAUUUGAGUUGUAUUAUCAUUCUUUUCUACAAAAAGUUGUUUGUACUUGAUUCUUUUUGAGGGAAGUGUUGUCUGCUGGACUGCUUUGUAGCGUAAAUUAGAUUUUGCAGCAAAUUCGCUUUCAGAUGGAGCAUAUAAUUACUAAGCUCAUAGACUGUUGGAAUGUGAUAUCACUCUUGUUCAGUUUACUUAAAGAAAUAUAAAAUUUUUGUUGUUUU